This is a messenger RNA of Nymphaea colorata (pocket water lily), 1202 nucleotides long. RefSeq lists its product as uncharacterized. Lineage: Eukaryota; Viridiplantae; Streptophyta; Magnoliopsida; Nymphaeales; Nymphaeaceae. The transcript has a single exon. Bases 86 to 607 code for a protein of 173 amino acids. The record is from RefSeq and is a predicted model, not a curated record.
UUCUCCCCCCGUCCAUCGCAAACAAGAAGAAUAACCUAGAGCUCUCUCUCUCUCUCUCUCUCUCUCUCUCGCUCGCUCUGCGGCCAUGUCUGCCGUUGUCUUGAGAUCGCAGGAUUGCCUGGCGGAUAGAUUCGGGAAGUUGUCGAUGGGCUGCCUUUCUCGGACGCCCAAGACCGGGCGGAAUCGCCCUAGAUCAGGCCGGAGAAAACGCAGCCCGGCGAAGUCGGAUGGGAAGGACUCCUUGACGGUGAAAUUUCCGGCCGCUAACCUGGUUAUGGAGAGAGUUCACAUCUUGAAACGGGGCGAGGCGUUGAGAUACGAAGGUUCCAAGGCGGAGGAGAAGCGGCGGGCGGACGGCGAUUUCCUUGUCUGCUCGACGGAGAGGAUCGGGCCGGAACCCGAGUUGGUUCCCAGGAAGAUCCGGCUGCCGGAUAUCAAGACGGGACGCCUUUCUGUGGACAGUUCGGGCCCUUACGCAGGGACUGCGUUCGAGUCGUCCCCCUCGCCGAGCUCCCUGCCUCUCCCGGCGUUUUGCAGGAAGACGAAGUCCAGAUCCGAAGAAAUGGCGACUAAGGAUAUUCGCCGGAUGUUGCAGCUCGAUUUCUAGAAGGGGAUCGUUGGUGUUGGUGGUCAAUUGGGUGGCCAAUCGUUGAUGUUCGGGGACAAUUGGGUGGCCAAUCAUUGAUGUUCGGAGACAAUUGGGUAGCCAAUCGUCGAUGUUCGUGGACGAUUGUGGUUCCUACUUUCUUUUGACAACGUUCUCUCGGAACGUUCUCGGUUACGAGUUUCUCCUUUAUCUUUUCAACAGGAAGACUCGGAAUGGGAUGCAGGAGGGAGUGUGGCUGAAGAAAACUAAUUGUCCUCUUACUUAGAGGUUCGAUGGUUCUAAUCUAGGUUUUUAGGAUCUCUCUCUCUCUCUCUUUCUUUCUCUCUUCUUCGUAGUCGGUGUUGCUGUGAAUAUAUGUUCCACGGAAGCUAUGUCUGAGUCGGUGUUGCUAGGCGUGGGGACAAGAUUAUGUUAGCGUUUACAGGUCUGAUCAGUUUGCUUUAGGGUUCAAUAUGUUAGGUUGCUAGGGCAAUGGUCUCAGUAGUUAUAUGUCUGAAUCAGUAGGGUGUACGUACCAAUAGUUAUAUGAUCUGAAUCAGUGGGAUGUAAGGAUCAAUACUGUGGUAUAAAUAGAUGAAUUUGUUGAUUACUGCUA